CCACUACCACCCGACUCCCACAUUUUCCCCCUAACACUGCCUAAUCUUGCUUCGUUGUUGGCUGUGUGCCAAAUUAGAGCGGGCUGUGUAGAAGAGAGAAGAGAGGAAUCGACUUCCGGAGCCCUAUUGCUCCUAGAUAUUUAGAUAUUCUUUUGUGUGUUCUAUGCACUGAUUACUCCAAUUGUACAUGGAGAUUCCAGAAAAUACUCGCUUGGAGUCCGGCAGAGAUCCACGACAUAUUACUGAAGAAUCAAUUGAAGAAAACGGAGACGAACGAAUCGCUCAUUUCGAGUACUACGAAGGAGCAGAAGAAUUCCCAAUUAAAGUACCACCGGAGCAGACUGCUGCUCUAAUCUCACAAUCGAAGACUACAAAUUCAGCAAUGGCAGUUCUUCCUGGCCGCUGUGUGCGAGCCUUUCUUGAUUCAUUUGCAUUAAUAAUUAGUCUUGCUUUAGUAGUUCUACAGUUUGGAUUGAUAGAUUGGUACUAUUUGAAUGUCACUGGAGAAAAUGUGUGGGCCGCUUGGAUUGGACCAGACUUUGUGGUUCUACUGAUACUAGGAGUACUUGGAGUAUUGGCUAUCAAAUACAAUACAGUUCAAAUGGAGGAGUGCUGUUCAAUUGACAGUCGGGUUAAAUACGCUUGCUUCGCCUGGGGAGCGUACUCCCUUAUUCUGAUCUCAAAAAUUGCCACGUGCUUCCGCAUGUUCUACGAGGACAUUCCUCCAACGCCGCUUGACAACAAUGACAAACUUUUCGACGACUUCCUGUUCAAAGCUGGGCUUUCUCUGUCCGUUUUGAUUUUCUUGUUCAUCUUCGAGUCACAUCACUAUACCCCAUUGGUUUCUGUUCGUCAAGUGUACAUCUCAUAUCUUGUUGCUGCCAUUUGCCUCGAUCUUAUCGAUAAUAUCUACUUCCUAGACUUGCUUUGGCAAGCAUCGAAGGACAAAUGGAAUCUAGAACUAUGGCUCGAACUGACAAUCCUGAUUGUUGCCUGUAUCAACUUCUUCAUGCCAACCUUCGCUCUCGCCAAACUUCGUUACGCUAAAGUUCCACGAUUCCUGCUCGUAAGUGAGAAGCUCUGGGCAUUCCUCUACGUUCUCAUUGUCAAUGGGCCUUUCCUCGGACUCCGUAUCUACCUGUACAUUGUGCUUGAAGUUCAACAACACGGAAAGAAGUUUGAUCCAUCACUGUUUGCGGUCAAGAAUAUUGCUAUGAUCUACAUCGCUCUUCGUGAACUUUGGACACGUCUUCAAUACUGGAGAAUGAAACGACGUGCAGCUUUGAGUAGAAAUGAGCUUUCAGCAGCUAUUCACAAUCAUGAAGAAGAAGAGCAUGAAUAAUAAUAAUAAUAGUUGCCUGUCUAAUUGAAAAUGAGCCACUUUGCUCAUUUUCAAUAUCCUAUCCCAAUGCUUUCAUAAAGUUUACCUCAGUCAGUUAGAUGUAUAUAAGUUUCACUAUUUCUUCUUUAUUCGCCUAUCCUCUUUCUCUGCCACAUUUUUUUCUAUUGGAAACACCUUGGUCUCAGUUCAAAUAAAUUUUGAUAUUUUC
Caenorhabditis elegans is the source of this 1550-nucleotide messenger RNA. RefSeq lists its product as uncharacterized. Lineage: Eukaryota; Metazoa; Nematoda; Chromadorea; Rhabditida; Rhabditidae. The record is from RefSeq and is marked reviewed.